Messenger RNA from Pelmatolapia mariae (spotted tilapia), 4297 nucleotides. RefSeq names its product liprin-beta-1-like. Bases 196 to 2877 code for a protein of 893 amino acids. Gene Ontology annotation, cellular component: presynaptic active zone. Gene Ontology annotation, molecular function: protein binding. Lineage: Eukaryota; Metazoa; Chordata; Actinopteri; Cichliformes; Cichlidae. Gene Ontology annotation, biological process: neuromuscular junction development. The record is from RefSeq and is a predicted model, not a curated record. The transcript is spliced from 25 exons.
CUUGACGCCGCACUCUAUCGCCUUGUUUAGCUGGAUGAAAACUUCAUUUCACAGACAAAUUCAAUGAGAAGGUGAACGCCGACCAUGAAGCUCCGUUGAAAGGCGGCCAAAGAGUUUGGAGUAAGCUAACUGGAGACUGCAGGACCCCGUCGGUAAAACUUUUUCUUUGGUCGAAAACUAACAAUUGAACACAAGAUGAUGUCUGACGCUAGCGAGAUGUUGGCAGCAGCCUUGGAGCAAAUGGAUGGGAUCAUAGCAGGCUCCAAGGCCAUGGACUACUCCAACGGGCUGUUUGACUGCCAGUCUCCCACAUCGCCUUUCCUCGGUGGCCUUCGGGUCCUUCACCUGCUGGAGGAUUUGCGGGCAGCACUGGAGCUGAUGGAUAAUGAGGAGAGGGACAACCUGCGGUGUCAGAUUCCUGAUUCCACUGCAGAGGGUCUGGCGGAGUGGCUGCACGGACGAAUGAACAACGUCCACAGCUCCGAAGCAGUCUACCAAGAGCGUCUGUCACGACUUGAGAGUGACAAAGAGUGUCUUAUUCUUCAGGUAAGCGUUUUAACAGACCAGGUGGAGGUGCAAGGUGAAAAGAUUCGAGAUCUAGACAGCUGUCUUGAGCAACAUCGCGAGAAACUCAAUGCUACUGAGCAGCUUCUUCAGCAGGAGCUUUUGAACCGGACAGCACUGGAGACCCAGAAGCUGGAGCUUAUGACCGAGGUGUCCAGCCUGAAGCUGAAGCUAUCUACUGUGGAGAGAGAUCACAGAGGCAAUGAGGGCUUGUACCAGGAAGUGACGGACCUGCGGUUCAGGGUGACUGAUAUAGAGAAUGAAAGAGUGCAGUGUGAGAAGAAACUCAAAGCUACCAAAGAGGAGCUGCAGCUUCUGCAGGGGCAGCUGGAGGAGCGAGAGUUGGAGCUGAGGAAGUUGAAGGAUGAGGGCAGACUGAAGGUGGAGAGCCACAACAGAGCUGAGGGGGCAGAAAGAGAUACUGAAAUGUUGAAGAUGAAGAGGGUUUUAGAGUCGCUGACGUCAGAGAACGAUGAGAAGGAACGAAGGAUUAAAGAGCUGGAGGAGUCCCUUAAAAAGUGCAAAAAGGUGCAGGAACUGGUCAAAGAGAAGCUAAAUGAAGAUGACUACCACGAUAUCCCAGAUGAUCCCUCGGUCUCUGCAGCCAUGGAGGUUGAUCAGGUCACUGUAGAGUUGGAGGGGGAGGCAGGAAGGAGCUUGGGCGAGUCUGUUCCAUGCAUAGCGGUGCUCUCUGAAAUGAACGAACUGGACAGAGAGCGACAGCUUCAGGCAGCCGGAAGUACCUUAGACGUCCCAGAGUCAAGCAGCUCAGCUGGAACCAGCAGCACUGAUCAAGGCCUAAAUAAAACAGGACCUAGUUCCUCUUCUCCAACUAAAGGAAACGCCACAAGCGAGGGGAAUUUUGGUACCAAGAAAGCCCGCGCUUCAUUUGGCCGGGGCUUCUUCAAACUACGUGGAGGCAAGCAGACGGGCAGCGCCCCAAACCUCGCUGAGACGGAGCACAAAGGCACAGAGCACCUUGACUUGGCCGGUGCUCCUCCACGGAAAUCCCACGAUAAAUCGCCUCCAACGUCCUCGCCUGAAACCAAAAAGAAGUCCAAAGGGUUCAAGAGAUUCUUUGGCAGGUUAAAGAGGAGCCACUCUACCUCCUUCAACCUUGAUGAUGCAGCCGAGAUGGAGUUCAGAAGAGGUGGAGUCAGAGCUACAGCCGGCCCCAGACUCGGCUGGUCACGCGACACCAAACAAAUUGCUGUUGAUCUUCCUUUCUCACGGUGGAGCAAAGAGGAAGUUUGCGCGUGGCUUCAUGAGCAGGGCCUCGGGUUUUAUGUCGCGCAGGGUCAAAGCUGGAUCAAAUCAGGACAAACGUUACUGCAAGCAUCACAGCAUGACUUAGAGAAGGAGCUGGGCAUGAAGCACCCUCUGCACAGGAAGAAGCUGCAGCUGGCCCUGCAGGCUGUCGGAUCAGAAGAAGAAGAUCUGAAGGGCAAACUAGACCACAACUGGGUGACGAGAUGGCUGGAUGACAUUGGUCUCCCGCAGUACAAAAGUCACUUUGAUGAGGCUCGAAUUGAUGGACGCAUGCUGCACUACAUGACAGUGGAGGACCUGCUGUCUCUGAAGGUUGGCAGUGUUCUCCAUCACCUCAGCAUCAAGAGGGCCAUCCAGGUCCUCCGCCUCAACUCUUACGACCCCAACUGUCUCAGACGCCGUCCCUCUGAUGAGAGCAACGUCACACCAGCAGAGAUCUCGCAGUGGACCAACCACAGAGUGAUGGAGUGGCUCCGCUCUGUGGACCUGGCGGAAUAUGCCCCCAACCUGAGGGGGAGUGGUGUUCAUGGAGGGCUGAUGGUGUUGGAGCCUCGAUUCAAUGUGGAAGCACUUGCCCUUCUGCUCAACAUUCCUCCCAACAAAACCCUGCUGAGACGCCACCUGGCCACCCAUUUCCACGUGCUCAUUGGCUCCGAGGCGCAGCGGCUCAAACAGGACUGUCUGGAAAACCCAGACUACACUGUCCUCACAGCAACUGCCAAGGUCAAGCCGAGGCGCUUGUCGUUUGGAGGUUUUGGCACUCUGAGGAAGAAACGUCAGGACGACGGUGAGGAGUACGUGUGCCCCAUGAAUGUGGAAAUGCCAAAAAACAGCAGCUUCCAGACUAGCGCCCGGAUCUACGAGGAUAACCUUGAGCACCUGGAACAGAUGGAGGACUCUGAAGGAACCGUCAGACAGAUAGGAGCCUUUUCUGAGGGAAUCAACAAUCUGACGAGCAUGCUGAAGGACGACGUGUUUUUCCGGGAAGUGUCGGCGUGCCCUCCACCGUAUGAUUCCCUCAUGCACAAUAACUCAAACAUCUGAUAUUGCUGCAGAGCUUCGCAAGCUUCAUGGAAAAAGAACGAACUGUGCCAACUUCAUCCUGUGGUCCAUCUCCCUCCACCGCCGAUCAGCUUUUGUAAGAGAACAUGUCAGACUCUAACAACUUUUCCAUCUUUCACAUGUACACAUCUAUAUUUAUUGAAGCUGUCCAAAAUGUAACAUGUGAACUGAAAAUGCAAAGUGUUCUCAAAUUAACAUACCUCUUUAUGAAUUUUGUUGCUCAUGCCUUUGUUUUUCAGUAUUCGGUGAUUUUAAACUUUGUUUCAGCCCGUAUUUGAAAGGGCUUGUCCUCAGUUGUGUUCACUGUCUCUUCCUGAGCUGUGCCCAGAUUCUGUUUGUGAGAAGUGCUUACAUUCAAGGUUAUGAUUUUAUUUGACCACAUGUUAAGAUUGAUGCCUCACAGAAAUCAAGUGAGGCGCAUGGCGAGUAGCAUUUUUGUGUGUGGUGCUCACAGAAUUGCAUUUUGACCCAGUUAAGUGUUGUGUAAGCUGAAGGCUGCUCUUUGAAAAAUUACUUUCUUCAGAAGAAAAACAAAUCCUGAUUUGUAUCCAGGCUCUCUGGGGCACCACUGCUGGACAAAGUGCUGUGGCUAUUUUUGGGGGUUAACAUUUUACUGUGAGCACCACCUCCCAACAGAAGAUAAAGCUACUAAUAUCUAUAGAUGUUUGAUAUAUAGACUGGAAACGGGGGAACAUGCACACUUGGCUCAAGGAAAUCACUGUUCACCAGUAAACUAGUAGGGAUGGUCUUUUAAAAAAAAAAAAAACAUUAAUAUCAAAUGGUCUUCUCAGUCUUAAUAUAUAUUUUCCCCCUCAUUUUCCCAGUGGAAGCUAAUAUUUAAACCAAAAAGGGGAAGAAGCACACCUAUAGGCUGUUAACUAAAAAAAAAACAUCCAUGACUGAGAGAUUAGAUGUUACUGUCAAAUGGGAGAAAUCCAGAAAGCCAAAGAUGACUUUAGAUAAAGUGAGUAAGCAUCAAAGACUACUAAAAUAGUUCCUGGAGACCAAUAUGUUUUAGCCAGUGUAUGCCCAUGCCUACUAGUUUAGUAAAGAAGGACAUUCUUUUAAAAAAAGUUACCGCUUAUUUUUGUUUUCGCACAGUUCAAAUAAAGAUGUCAUGUGAGUUGGGGAGCCAGCUGCUUCCUCCUGUUUAUAGUCUAAGCUAAUCAGCGCCUGGCUGACUGGAGUGUCACUUUAACUGUACACACGAGUGUUUCCCUGAAGUGUCCAGCUCCUCUGUUUCAGAUACAGUUUAAUGCAGCCUGCAGGAAGGCUGGAUAUUCAACUCGAUUAACAUCCGAUCCCUGCCUCAAUGCAGACUGCAGUCAGUCUUUCCUUCGUUCUUAAAAGAAAAUGAACAAAUCUCUGUUCAUACAUACCAAUUAUGGUUUUAUUCUGUUUU